CUGACAGUCACGUGACACGGGGCAGGCAAAGCUAAUCGAGCAGGAGCCGGUGGCGUGAGUUGGUCUGUCAGCCUGUGUGUGCUGGGCUGCAGAGAUGGCAAAUAUUUUGAACCUCGAGAAGAAGUUGGCAGAAUACAAAUGUGAUACCAACAAGGCUAUUCGGCUGAAGUUAGUUCGAUUUGCUGAAGACCUGGAGGAUGAGACAACAAGCUUCAGUCCGUUAUUCAGUCACCAAGUGUUCGGAGAUGAAGAAUCAGUAUUUGGCUACAAGGACCUUGAAAUCCAAUUGUACUACACUACCUGCAGCCUCACUACAUUCUUCAAUAUCAAAUACUCCAGCAAAGUUGUAGAAAAAUAUGACAACGUAGAGGUUGAUAAUGUUGAAAGUAAAAUGUUAGAAUUUAUCCCACCUGGUUACUGCAGCAAUCUUGAUGAGUUUAUUGUGCAACUGGAAAAGGAUGCCUCCUUCAGACCAUUUGGAUUACUUAUUCACUCAUACACCAUGUAUGAUGAGAAAGAAGGAAUGGAGUUAAACUAUGAGAUUUACAAGACUGAUAUUACCUGUCCAGGAUUCAGAGAAUAUCACAAGAGACUACAGACCUUCCUUAUCUGGUUCAUUGAAACAGCAAGCUUCAUUGAUGUGGAUGAUGACAAAUGGCAGUUCUUUCUCGUGUUUGAAAAGUACCUUGAAGAUGGCUCUCCACGUUUUGCAACUGUGGGUUAUAUGACUGUAUAUAAUUUCUAUGCGUACCCUGAUAAAAUGAGACCUCGAAUUGGCCAAAUGCUGGUGCUGCCUCCGUUCCAAGGUGAAGGACACGGUGCACAACUGAUGGAGACGGUCCAGAAAUAUUACACAACAAAGCCAUCCAUUUUGGAUAUCACUGCUGAAGAACCAUCUGACGACUUUGUGAAAUUACGAGAUUAUGUUCUUGCUAAACUUUGCCAGGAUCUCCCUGCCUUUUCACCUGAAAAACUCAGGAAAGGAUUCAGUGCAGAAAUGGUAGAAGAGGCCAGAAGAACCUGGAAAAUAAAUAAGCAUCACGCAAGAAGAGUAUAUGAGAUUCUACGGCUGCGAGUGACCAACAUGAGUGACCCAGUGCAAAGCAGCGAGUACCGGUUGGAUGUGAAACGCAGGCUUGCCAUUCCCUUUAAGAAAAAUAAGAAAGAAGCAACGCGUCUUUCUCGUUUGAUGCCUGAAGAUUGGCUUGCACAACAGGCAGAGAUGAGUUUGAGCCAAGAGCAGGAAUAUUUGGAAGAAACCUAUCAGAGCACUGUGGAACAGUACCGACGUAUCCUAGAGCGAUUGGCACGUGCCUGAAUUCCUUUGCGAUUCUUCCCUUCCCUCCCCCCCCCCCCCUUUAUUUGUAUGCAAGAGUCUAGAUUGGUUGACUAUGGUUGUUAAUGUUGCAUUGUAUUUUGUGGUCAAGAGACUUUUGCCAAUCACAAUCAGUAAGUGGCUUUCCAUUGAAACUGAAGCACUUGAAUCAAUGUUAAGCCUUUCUCUGUUACAGUGUAUACGUUGCUUAAAAUUGUGACAUCAAUUCAAACAAUAUCUUUUCAAAAUGUAUAUAUAGAAGCACUGUACUAUAUUUUUAGAAACAUAUUUACUGAACUACUUCUGGAAUGUCUAGCUGCAAUUAAUGAUUUUGGUGGGAGACAAGGCCAGUGGACUCUGAAGAUGUUCAUUUAGCAGAGAAAGCCAGUGUCCUGUCCACCAGCUAUGCUUUUUGGCAUUAGAUUAAAAAAAAAUUCUAGUUUGUCUGAUUUGAUUUAUUUUUGGAACUUGAGAGUUCAGCAAACAAUUAUGCCUUAGUUUUAUAUCACUAUGUACUUCUGGUAAAAAUAAAUAUACUUUGUUAUCCAGUUUUUAAAAAAUAUAUUAAAGGGUGGUACAGUAUUCACAGCGAACACUGCUGGUACAAUCACUAAUACUGGAAUUCUACCACCAAUGAAUAGUCUAUAAGUAAAUAGUAAAAGUAUAUGCAAAGUACCUUUUAACUUCACCCAGCUGGUGAGAAUUUGGCAUUUGCACUCCAUUGGGCUAUUGCCUUUGGAUAUCAAUUCAACUUAGAUUAGUAGAAUAAAGUAUCUUCUGUGUCAGCAUGGUGGUAUAUGACUGCUGUGUGAAAUGAGUUUCAAUAUUUGGUCUGGUCAGAAGUACAUCUGGCUUGUGAUAUGUUGCAUUGUAACACUGUUGAAAUGGCCCUCUUAAUUUUUGGCUGAGAGCCUUACUUUUUCCAACUUGUCUGUAUUUGCUUUGGGAGUUUUUGCUGAAUCACAUUUGUGUAUGAAAUAUACAUAAUUCUAUUUCCACUAACAGCUCUCACUUUUGAUGGAAGAAUGUUACAUGAUGAACUUGUGGGGAUAUCAACUAUUUUGCUUCUGUGUUGCUUUUUGAAUCUUACUGGCCAUUUUUUUGCUCCAUGAAUUCUUAUCUGUAUGGAUGGAGCCAAGUCCUUAAGUGAGAUUCUAUAAAGGUGUUUUUGCAGGGUGUUGUGCAUCAUUUUGAACAUUCUGAUGAAUACUAUUGUUAAUCACAAAUCUUAGCAUUGCAAUUAUGGACUCUAGUCGCAGCAGUAAUAGUUCCACCAACCGAAAAAUAAACACAUUUGAGGUGUUUCCAGAGUUACCAGUUUUAUUUUCACUCAUCUUUUCAAGAAGACAAGAACCAUCCUUGUAAGUUUUCUUUGCAUUUAUAUUAAGAAUCCUUUAGUUACUUUUUGUAACAGUUGUUGCAAACACGGCAUUUCUAUGAGUGUGAUUAAAAGUGUUGCUUGA
Mobula hypostoma (lesser devil ray) is the source of this 2778-nucleotide messenger RNA. RefSeq names its product histone acetyltransferase 1 (gene hat1). The record is from RefSeq and is a predicted model, not a curated record. Gene Ontology annotation, biological process: subtelomeric heterochromatin formation. The transcript is spliced from 11 exons. Gene Ontology annotation, molecular function: histone binding; histone H4 acetyltransferase activity. Lineage: Eukaryota; Metazoa; Chordata; Chondrichthyes; Myliobatiformes; Myliobatidae. Gene Ontology annotation, cellular component: nucleus. Bases 95 to 1318 code for a protein of 407 amino acids.